Penicillium cosmopolitanum is the source of this 282-nucleotide messenger RNA. RefSeq lists its product as uncharacterized. The coding region runs from base 1 to 282 and encodes 93 amino acids. The transcript has a single exon. NCBI's taxonomy places the organism in Eukaryota, Fungi, Ascomycota, Eurotiomycetes, Eurotiales, Aspergillaceae. The record is from RefSeq and is a predicted model, not a curated record.
AUGCCAUCGACCUCCGAUAUUGAACUGCCACCGAUUUCGAACCCACCAGAGCCAAAUCUUCUACACGAUCAGAACCAGACACGUCAGUACUUGACGCAAAAAAGCUACCCCUCCGAUCGACCAUAUGAACGUAACAUACAUCUGGACCAGCCUGUUGCGCUUGGCAGCCAAGAUAGCAAUAAUGAUAUUCUGGGCCAUCAGGAGAUCUUGACCGAUUAUAACUCUGGGGGACUGAAUUUGACUGGGCAGCCGGAAGAUAUAUUUGCAAGUCAUCUGUUUUGA